Molecule: messenger RNA, 7113 nt
Organism: Colletes gigas
Lineage: Eukaryota; Metazoa; Arthropoda; Insecta; Hymenoptera; Colletidae
Exons: 4
Coding region: 718-4023 (1101 amino acids)
Molecular function (GO): protein binding
Source: RefSeq, a predicted model, not a curated record
AUCAAUAAUUCACGAUAAUCGUAACGAUCAUUCAACACAGUGAUAACCUAAAAAAUAGCUGCCCAUAAUUAAGGACAUUUCCAUAAAUAUAAUCGGGCGCAAAUUAACAAGAUUUUAUGCUAAACUGUUUAAUCAGUGAAUUGUUAUCAUGCGGGUAACGGACGUACUUACUUGGAGAAGCAUCUGAAUCGAUAGAGGAAUCGUUCUCUCAGAGGCCUACAGUUUGCAUUCGCGCAGUACUUCUAGGCUAGGUAGCAGAAAUACGGUCAGCUCUGAAACGGUUAAGGAAUGCCAUGUUUCCCCAUUCUACUCGCAUGCUUGUUCCACUCCUGCCCCUGGCCAUCGGUACAUUGUAUAGAGGUGGAAUCCCCCACCUCGCGGGCAGAAGCACCUGUUGCGCAGCUACUUGUUUUACUCGAUCCGUGGGCCCGUUCUCUCUUUCUUUCUCUUUCUCUUUCUCUUUCUCUUUCUCUCAGUAUCGUGCAUGGUGUCACGGCAGUAGGACGGUCUCCAAUCGCGGUGGUGAUUCUUCGGUAAAGGGCAACGACUCGCGAAGUGAAAAUAAUGUCUGCUUAUGCACGUCGAAUGGAGUCGCGGUGAACAGUGCGGAUCCUAGUCACUCCGACAGUUCAGCUUUGAAAUUCCUUCAAGAGGAAACGCGAGUACGCCACGGCAGGCAAGUUGGACAUGCAUCGAAGGAGAGUUUAAGAAGGAGCAAUGGAGGACGAGCCACGGGAUACCUGUUUCGGAGCAGGAAGCGUGGCAGGGGCUGUGAUCGGUACCUUCCUUACGACGAUUUUCCUGAUGGUCGUUGUUGCACUCCUUUACAGACAGUGGCGUAAGCACAAGGGAAAGCAUUUGGUAUUAGUGACGGACCCAGAAAUUGUCGAAGAGGCCUACGCCUUCGAUAAUCCUUGUUUCAAGGAUGUGACUGCGACGUCGAUCAAUCGAACUCGAGAAGGACCGGUGUCUGUAACACCUGGUGACACUCCAGGUAAAGAUUCUGUGCGAUGGUCUACUUCUUGGACGUCCUUGGGCCUGGGAUCAACCAACCGCAAUGAUAAGAGAAAAACUCUCGAUGAUUCUUGCCUUGGACCGAAAGCCACGAAGGUUAAUGUAGUCAGCUUAAAAAGUCGAGAUUUCACAGGACUGGGAUUUAAUAUUUGCGGUAACAUGAGAGAGGGGAUCUUUGUUAAAGACCUCUUGCACCGUGGACCUGCAUCAGAAUCUAGACGAAUACAUCCAGGAGAUCGUAUAGCCAGCGUGAAAAUAAGUUUUCGAAAUAUGGUAUACGAGGACGCCCUAACGAUUCUAAGUUACGCCUCGCCAUACGAUGUGAAACUCGAAGUGGAAAGUGGCGGGAGCGGAUCAAAACCUACCACUCUAUUAAAGAAGAGCGUUGGGCCUAGCGCCGCAAGAAUUUGCCACCCCCUGUACAGAAGUCAAUCGAUUCCAGAACUCUCCCAAUCAAAAAUCGUUGCAAAAAGGCUUUUUAUUGUCGAUCCUAACGAAUCCAUCAGUUCGAAUUACUCCACGAUGAAUUCCACUUUGAAAUCAUCAAAAUCUACACCGAGUAGCCAAACGUUUGAAAAACGCCACGAGGAGUCUAGGGGUAACCAUCAGAAGUUCGGUAUCAAGGUUCUGCCUGCUCUUGACGGCACGGUUCAUCGUAUCGAGAAUCAAAACGAGCACAACACGAACCUUGAAAGAAGAAACUCGAAGAAGAUGGACACAGAGAAGCACGUAUCAAACGCAAAUAGAGCUUCAGUGGUUAGCGACAAGAAGGAAGAAGCUCAGCAUCGACAGAAUUCCCAAGGAUCAAACGUCCCCAAAGCGAGGAACGACACACGUGGUGUCGACGCGUUGGACAAAGCUGGAAAAGAAGUGGAAUCGAUUCACAUUCCCUCAGAAGUGCCAACAGAGGUGCACAAUGCAGCUAUGGCCGCGCGUAGGAAUCGCAAAAAUAGCUCGGAGCUGUUAAACGUUCAGAAGAAUAUCGAACCUGUGGAGACGGAGGACUCGAAGAAUGUACAAAAGAACAAAAGGAAAGCUCCUCCUCCGCCCAAAGGUAACAGUUACGAGGUUGAGCAGGCCUCGUCUGCCAAGAAGGAUUCACUACUGUCGAAGAAGGAGGACGAAAUAAAUAGAAUCACCGAUUACACGGAGUCUGUGACCGAUUGCAGACCAGAGAAAAUUGAUUCGCGCAGGGAACAGAAGAUGGAAAUGAUCGACGGAAGACACUCUGAGUCCGACACGGACAGCGAGAUACAGAACAGUUUCACGACCAUUGAAUUAAACUCGGCUGACAUCACGAUCCAUCGAACCCCCAUACCAGAGACGAACGACGACGAGGACGAUGAGGACGACGUGUACAGAAAGGCAGCGAGCUUGGGGGACCUGUCCAAGUACGAAUGCAGAACAUCGACUACUCUGGAGAGAGCUCAGAGUCUGGACAUGACGGACACUGGGACGAAAAAGCGCAAAGCACCCCUUCCACCUGAGGAUAUCAACGAGUCUACGGAGGAUCUGACCAAGCUGGAUCAAAUGGACACCUUCGACAGACGGUUGCUCAAGAAGUCCAACGAGUGGGGCACUUUGGAAGACGUCGUCUGGCGCAAGACGCAGGACCCGGACGACAGGUCAAAGAGGUCGAGAAUCCGGAAAAAGAGCAACGACUCUCUGAAACGGUCCACGUCCGCUGUAGAGAUUAAACUGAAGAGCGAUAAUCCAGAUGCUAAAGAGGAGAGCGUCGAGCUCUAUAAUCUUCCUCUGAGCAAGAGACCCACGGAGGAAUUCAUUCGCGCGGAACGAAUGUUCAAUCCGGAUGAGGAUAAUUCACUGGCUAGAAUCGUCAACGAUGGCACUGUUGUUAAAAGUCCUACGGUCGAAGAGGUGGAGUUGAAGUUCAAGCAAGAAACGCCACUACCAGAUGAUUUUGAUAACGAUAACGUCGUGACUGUAGAUGAACAUUCCUCUGAUGAGGAGGAGAGAGCGCUGAACAAAGAUUUCAGCAAAGCUUUAAAACAUUUUGAAAUGUAUUCCGAGAAAUCACCGAGCUUGGAAUCUCCCAAGCACGACCUGUUCCGUUUCAAAAACUGGAAAGAGGACGAGUCGAUUUCAUACGUUGGGAAGAGAGCAGUCGAGGAGGAGCCCAUGACGAAGAUUAACGUUAAAAGAGGAUGUCACGCGUGCGCUGAAAAUUGUAAUCGCCACGAGACCUGCAAGAAAAAGUCUUUUUCUUCGAAACGAUCGUCCACACCGAUACCUCUGCAAGACUAUUCGUCGAACUUAGCCGAGGGUAACGGUUCCGAUUCGAUAACGAUGCACGACGAGGAGGAAGGUAACUCGAUACCCCACACGUACGGGCCCAAACACAGAGGAAACGUAAGCGAGACUUCGUCGAUAGAGGUCUCCACUAGUCAAAGAAUCGACCGAGAAAACGACGAGGACGAGGACGAGUACGAGUUCGGUUCCGGCGUGACCGUGAACAGCAAAAGUUUGUUCGACCGCGAGGACCGUCGUAACAUUAACAAUAUAAGUGUAUCCAGUGGUGAGAACAGUGAGGACAGCGGACUGGUUGGUGAAUCGAUGGAUUACAAUCCGCAGGACUUCGACAACCGGCCACCGUUACCGAACACGCCUAUGCCGCAAAAGAUGACCUACAUUACAGAGAUCAAACUGUCCACUGAUAGAGAGAAACCUCAGGACGAUGGGAAUGAGAACAGCGAAACACAUUCAGCAAUGAGAAGCAAGGAUAAGAAGUCUAUACAAAGUGAAAUAAAAAUGACAUCGAAUGGAAAGACUGCUUCUAAUAAGAAGCCUCCGGUCCCUCCUAGAAGAACGGACAUUGCUAAAUGUAAUAAGAAGGGAAACACCGAUAAACAAAUCAUUUAUGUCUCCGAAUACAAACCUAGCGAGUCGAAAGGAACCGAUGAUUCAGAUGCGAAACAAGAAGUAUCGGAUACUGGUUUGAAGAAACUUGAUCAAUGGACGUUUGUACAAGAUAAAGAACAGAAUCGAUGAGAACGAAUCAAGAGAAGAAACAGAAAAAGACGUAAAAGUUGUUCAUUGAUAAUGUUCUCGAAUCUAAAAUUCGAUAUUGGAAUACUAAUGAACGAAUCGUAGCUCCAAUUGUAACAGACUGUUAUCAUCUUACCCUUCGAAAUUGUUUGAAAAGAUAAGGAGAAGGAAGGGAGACGUUGUAAUCGGCAACAGGAAUUCAAUAUGGUGAACUCGAAGAACAAUUAUGAUACACUGUACUCAACCUUUAUCGCAUGGACGAAUCAACUGUCGAUCGCUAUUAUAUACAUACAUAUGCUCAUCUUGAAUAGAUCUGUUCUUGAACUAGUCGAAAGAAAAUUUUAUUUAGUAUCUUCUUCAAUUCUUUUAAAAGACUGGCUCGUGUUUGAAAACAUGAUUUUGAUGUUUCGAUGACAGCGUUUACUGUAAAUUGUAUUUAUUUCUCAAUGAGUUUCUUGUUUUAAAAAUUAUCAUUAUUAGAAUUUGUAUUAUACAUAAAUUGCAUCUUUAUAAGAUAGUACAGUAUUAUUAAGUAUCAUACGUAUCAAGAAUCGUACAUAUUCCGUGUAUACCCUUUUAACCCCUUAGCUUACAAUGACGUCUCAGAGACGUGAUAAGUCUACCGGGCCAAACCUUGGCGUCGCUUUUGGCACGCACAGUUGGAAAUUGAAUCGUAAGGCAAGGGGUUAAGCAUACGUUCUUAUCAUAGUGUUCACGACUCUUUUAAACGUUAUUUACCUGUACAUUACCCUUAUUCUUUUAAUAGGAACCACUGCUAGUUAAACGUUUAAAACAGAAGGGUAUGCAUGUUAUAAGCGUACUACAUAUUUAGGAAGCGUCCCAAAAAUAUCAUACACGUGUCCAAAUAACAAACAUUUAGAGAUUAAGCAUCGUCGAGCUUUAAAAGUUUACAACCACAUGAUGUGUAAAACUAUUAACGAUUAACUAACAAUUUUUCGCUCAGAAUGUGAGAUUUUUGGAACCAAGAUUCUUGAUAUUAGGUGAUGCUUAUAGAACGUGAUCGGCACUAACUUAAUGCGAGGCAAAAAGGUGUACAAAAUAUUCGAAUUGCUUGAAAAUUGUAAAAAUAUAAAUUUUUACAGAAACGGUUUUACGACGUUCGGAAAUUUGUUAAGUUAUAUUUUACGUAAAUGUAAAGUUGACAGUAUCAGGGUAACAUGAGGCAAAAGCAGGAAAUUUAACCGGAAUGCAAAGCGUUCUUUUCCAAGUUGCAAUCGUGUUUUCUUCGCAAUAGAAUUUUGCGACAAGUUCUAGCAAAUUCUUGGGUGGUCUUUAGUGCGGAAUAAAAUAGGUGCUCUUUUUAAUUUGAUUGCUUGGUAAUCUGUUUGAGUAUGACCCUAUACAUAUUUAGUUUAUUCACAAGACUGUGUGCAUACCUCAGUGCGAUAAUUAAACGAAAAGUUGAAUAAAAAGCUAAUGCGAACAGACGAACCAUCGUACGACAAAAAAAUCUGUUAAAUUUCGAGUACCUUGUAACAAUAUCUAGUUUGAUACCCCUUAGACUGAUAUUGGUAAUGAUAAUUACCUCCACGAUAGACCCUUGAAUAAUCUUACAUGUAUAUACGAGAUUGCAACUAUUAAAUUAAAUCGUUUAAAUCACAUAUUCUAAACAAUCAAAGUGCAAUUACAUCGGUUUAAACGUGAAUGUAUUUUUCAAUGUAGAACAAAUUUACGAAAUAGAAAUAUGGUUUCAUCGUAAAUAGAGGCCAGUUAAAUAUAUUUACUUAUAAAACGUUCAGCUGGGUACGGAUAAUCGAAAACAAAAAUGUUCUUAUGUUACUUAACAGUACUAAAGAUUAAACAACAUUUUACAGUUUUUACAAACGUUAGUAAUUAAUUAUGACUAAGCGAGAGUAGAAUUCAGUAUACACCGGAAUCAUUAGUGUCAGAGGUCGGCAAUCUUUUCAUUAAGAAUGCACAGAGGGCGCUUUUGAACAUAACCUUUCUUAGUGGAUGAUAUAUUGAUACGAUGCAAAUUUACGAAAUGAACAGUCUUCUUUACAUAAGAUGAUAAAUCCCUUUUUUGUCCCUUUUAUUAUACAAUAAAAAAUAUGAAGAUUGCUCUAUGCUUCAGUAUUUGACAAACGCGAGUUCCAUAAAAAAUCCAGGUUGCCGGCCACUGAUCUACGUUAGCUUACUUGAGCCAUACGUCUGAGCUAAACAUCGGGUUUAGUUAGCAUUAAUUUAUGUCAAAGAAACAGGAAAAAUGUACUUCGGUGCCCUAAACGAAAUGUUGAAAUUAUUAUACUAAGGAAAUGCUUAAAAUAAUACGGUUUACGUACCGUUCUUCCAUGAGAAGAAGGCACAGUAUUUACAUCCCCACUCCUGUUGUUGUCAGCUGACUCGUUAUUGGUCGGAAACUGUAACGAAGAUCGGUGACAGCCAAUCAGCGGACUGCAGCAAGAGUGGGGAUAUAAACAUGCUGUGCCUUCAUCUCGUGGAAAGACGAUACAUAAUCCUUGGUAUUGGUUAUCCAGUGUUAAGUCAAAGAAAAUACCCAAGGAUAUUUCGCGUAGAUCUAUAAUUUCAAUAAUACUAUGUGUAUAUUAUUAUUUCUAUUCAUACCUGUUGAUUUUUAUUAUAUAAAGAUCUGACAAAGUAAAAGAUUUCAUGGAAAACGCAUUUCAAUGCACAUUUUAAACGAGUCUAAAAAGUAAAUGUCAAAAAUUUUUUAAUACUGUACUUACUAACAGAAUAAAUAUAGUAAGUUAAGAAGUACUAUAUGUAUAUACAUGUACGUGUGUGUGCGUCUAUAUUACAUUCAAUUUUUUAUACUUGAAUUCAUUUUUUUCAUAAAAUGAUAAAAGUUCUAAAAAUUUAUUCUCUGACAUAUGUAAAAUGUUGUAAAUAUAACAUUUAUUAAUACUAGAGCAUUUCGAUCCUUUAACUGUCAAUUUAAGGAAACGACCUUCUACGAUAGAAUAAAAAUAUAAUAAACAUUUUUCUUAAAUAACGAAGUGCAAAAUAAUAAUUAGGUACUUCUGUAGGAUCUACUUGAAAAGUUUCUAUUUCUUCGUGCACAUUACAAACAGUUUUAAGUCCCUGAAUGAUGCAACACAAGUAUCAUUAAAC